Molecule: messenger RNA, 1605 nt
Organism: Kockovaella imperatae
Lineage: Eukaryota; Fungi; Basidiomycota; Tremellomycetes; Tremellales; Cuniculitremaceae
Exons: 4
Coding region: 1-1605 (534 amino acids)
Biological process (GO): protein O-linked glycosylation via mannose
Cellular component (GO): endoplasmic reticulum
Molecular function (GO): protein O-acetylglucosaminyltransferase activity
Source: RefSeq, a predicted model, not a curated record
AUGAGAGACUCUAUCUCCUCGCUCAAUGUUCGCUCUCUGCUGAAGUUCACUGCAAUAGGAGCGAUAGUGCUUGUCCUCCUGCAUUUUGCUAUUCUCGGCGCAUUUCCACCCAUCUAUGCUGGAAGCUGGACAACUGACAGGGAUCAAGAUACCUACGAUGCAGUGCUUCAUCACGCCCAUGUCAUGGUUCCUGGCAUCGACCCCGCGGCCGGAGUCCCAGGCGCAUUCUUUCGGGACUCGUAUCCGAUACGGUCCAUGCUAGCUUUUUGGGAGUUGGCUAAGCAAGAAGUCGCAGCUCGCAAUUUGGACACUUGCGGAGACCAGCUUGGGGAAGGUCUCAUCGAUGCCUAUCACCAGUCGAUCCUAGGCUACUGUCUUCCACGAGAUGCUCAGCAUCAUAUCACGCUUGCCAAUCAAACAGAUGCGAACACUAGGAUAUGGUGCGCCCCUGUUCACCGACAUCCAUUUUCAAAUUGGUGGCCUUACCCCGCUGCUCCGUGCUUGUCGACCCAUAUUCGCCCGAUCGCAGACAAGCAACGCGAAUUUCACGCUCAUGGUUGUGAAAUCACGGCGGACGGGGCUGCUCUCGAUAACGAGAUGGGGAGAGAAAUGUUUCUGGGAAGCAACCUCAGACCCGGUGAUGACUCGCCGUGUCGUACUGCACUGAAUCACACCGCGAUAGUGAUCGGUCGUCAGGACCAGUGGAAUCCGUUCCACGUCGCAGAGGAUCUCAUUACGACCCUUGUGACAGUUCUCAUUGCUGCCCGUGCAGCUCCAGAACUGAUCGGUACACGCGCUCAGCUAGUCUUCGUCGAGGGUUACAACAUGGAUUCUAACCGCUAUACCCCGCUUUGGGAUAGAGUGGGCGCUUGGGCGCCCCGGAGACUGGCUCUUGAUCCUUGGGAGGAGGGAGUCUGCCUGACCAAUGCAAUACAUAGUGUUGGCGCGGGUGCCUCUUUGCUAUCCGCCAUGGGAGUGGGAAGCAGCUACACCUGCGCCUCGACCAUAACAUGGGCGGCAUCACAUUAUUAUCGUCACCUUUUUGGUCUCUUACCGACCGAAAGCAAUCGAGUUCAGCCUAUCAAUGUUCUUUGGCUGAGUCGCGAGAAACUCGACACUUUUGCGAAGGAACACGGUCAAUGGUCAUCGUGGAGAGGCAUUCGGCACAUCGAAAAUGAGGACGAAUUGCUGCAGAGGAUUCGUCUAGGGAUGCGGGAGCUCUGCACCGAUGGGAAGUGCGUCUUCGAAGACGCAGAAGAGAUGCCCGAAACCUGGACACAACCAGCAAAAGAUAUUGUGCCGCUUCGUUUCGCCACCAUCGAUCCUAUGGUGCACGCACUCGAGACUCAGAUUCAAUUUGUCGGUCACACUAAUAUCCUUGUGUCAUCGCAUGGAGGGGCUCUGGGUUUGUCUCUCUUCCUGCCACCCGGCAAGGCAACUCUCGUCGAGCUGCAAGUCGGAGGAGUCGCGGGAAACCAUCAUUUCCAACAUAUGGCGUACGAGAUGGGUCAUCACUACGAGCUGGUUGGGAUACACCAGAAAAUUGACGUUGAUAACGUGUGGGAGGUUAUCAGACAGAGGAUCUCGGCUUCUUCAGAGUUGUAA